Gregarina niphandrodes is the source of this 522-nucleotide messenger RNA. RefSeq lists its product as hypothetical. The transcript has 2 exons. The record is from RefSeq and is a predicted model, not a curated record. Bases 1 to 522 code for a protein of 173 amino acids. NCBI's taxonomy places the organism in Eukaryota, Apicomplexa, Conoidasida, Eugregarinorida, Gregarinidae.
AUGUCCAUCACUGACCUGUCCAUCACUGACCUGUCCAUCACUGACGACCCCAUCACCGACGACUGCAUCGCUGACAUGUCGCUCGCUGACGUGUCCGUCACUAGCAUGUCCGUCGGUGGCGUGUCCAUCACUGACCUGUCCAUCACUGACGACCCCAUCACUGACGACCCCAUCACCGACGACUGCAUCGCUGACAUGUCGCUCGCUGACGUAUCCGUCACUAGCAUGUCCAUCACUGACGUAUCCAUCGAUAACGUGUCCAUCACUCACGUGUCCAUCACUGACGACCGCAUCACUGACGACCCCAUCACUGACGACCCCAUCACCGACGACUGCAUCGCUGACAUGUCGCUCGCUGACGUAUCCGUCACUAGCAUGUCCGUCGGUGGCGUGUCCAUCACUGACCUGUCCAUCACUCACGUGUCCAUCACUAACAUGUUCGUCACUGACGUGUCCGUUACUGACGUGUCCGUCACUCUCGUCGGCGUCACUGAGGUCUUCGUCGCACCGUUUCACUCAUGA